AACGACAUUUUUUUCUAGUAAAUUACAAACUGUCUUGUUAACUGUAUAUGAGAUAAAGUUUAAACUUAAAAGACGGACGAAACAUGUAAAACUAAAAGUAAUGUUAUAUGUGAUGUCUUGUUAUUAUUUAAUUUAAGAUCUCAAUAUGAGACGACUUUCCCUAUUUAAACUUUGUACUUUGUUGUUUUUAUUGUUUACGUUGUUUUAUUUUUAUUCCUCAAGUAAUAUUACAAAUGGUAGCAAAUUAAACUCUACACAGCAUAAGAAUGUAAAUAACGAUCUAAAGUCUAGUGCUGUCAAGAAUAAGACAAAUAUUGAUAGAAUAGUGAUAUCUUUUGUCGUUUGUGACUCAAGAUUCAAUGAGUCCUUAAAUGUUAUUAAGUCAGUUUUAAUUUUCACGAAAACACCAACACAUUUCGUUAUAUUCUCUGAUGACAAAUUGGAACACAAAUUUAAUGAGACACUGACCAAAUGGAAGGCUAUCUUAAGGGAUCAAUUUGACUUUGAACUACAGAAAAUAAAAUUUCCCAAAGCGCAUGAGGAGGAUUGGAUGAAUCUAUUCAGCAAAUGUGCUGCCCAGAGAUUAUUUAUACCUAACUUAAUAACUCAUAUAGACUCCAUGAUGUAUGUGGAUACGGACACACUUUUCCUGGGUCCAGCCGAUCGGCUUUGGGAGGUGUUCUACAAAAUGAACAGAACCCAAAUAUCAGCCAUGGCCCUUGAAGAUGACAACCCCAAUAUAUCCUGGUAUCCUCGGUUCGCUAAACAUCCGUUUUAUGGAAAAUAUGGACUCAAUUCAGGCGUUAUGCUCAUGAACCUGACGAGGAUGAGGGAUUUUGGUUGGGUAGAUUAUGUCACCCCCAUCAUGCUGAAAUGGAAAUUGUAUAUACCUUGGGGUGAUCAGGAUAUCAUCAACAUAAUUUUCCACUACCACGAGAAUGCUGUAUACGUGAUGACUUGUAAUUACAACUACAGGUCGGACCAGUGUGUGUAUGGAGAUGCCUGUGAGCCGGCGUCCCAUGGCGUGCUCGUGGUGCACGGGAGUCGUGGCGUAUUCCAUAAUAACAAACAGCCAGCCUUUCAGGCUGUAUACAGAGCUAUCAAUGAAUAUGAGAUUGGUUCGGAUCGAAUGACAGUGUUGACGAAUUUGGAUAAAUAUCUGAAUGAGGCACCGCCUUCAAACUGCGGCAACAUGAAGGAUUCGUUACUGAAGUUGCCCAUAGACACCCUCACUAAUAAAUAUGUCAAACCGGACAGAUAAUAAAUAAUAUAUAUUUAGAUGUACUCAAUAUAAUUAUCUGUUUAUUUUUUCUAUAUUCUAUAUGUUAUGUUAAAGUAUUUUUUUUUUUUUAUUUUAAUCUCAAACACACACAUGACAAACAACAAACGGACAAAGAAAGCAAUAGUCAUACACCGACCUACCAAAUAUUAGUUUAUUAGUAUUUCUGUGUAAAGCAGAAUAUAUAUAACGUAAUGGGGGAUGUUUAUUUCAUGCUAUUUUCAGUAUUUUAUCUUAUGUCUUAAGUAUUAAUUUUAAAAUGAUAAUGUUUUAGUUGCAGAGAGAUAUUGAUAUCCAUAUCAAAUAAGGUUUUUUGGAUCUUUGCUACUUUUAAAGUAGGAAUUAAAGGAGAGAUGGUUUUGUCAUGGAAUUUGAAUUGAAUUUUUUUUUAAUUAAUAAAAAAUAAUUUAUCUAGAACCCGACAUUCGAUCAAAACUUAUUAUUCAGUUACAGUUUAUUAUAUUAUUUUUGUGAAUUAAAUUUACUUCUAUAUUAAGGUUCGAAAACAAAAACAAAGUUGACAGCUAAAGUUCACCACAUAGAAUAUUAUAGAGCAAUCUCAUAAUGGGUAUGUUUUAGUGGUAAUUAAUUAAUAUAUGUAGUCUAAUCUAACAUAGAUAUAUCAGAAUAAUAUUCAGUUUAAUUUUAAACCCUAACUAAACUAAAGGAAAGGGUUUUUAAGAAAUUGAAAGAAUUUUCUUGGUACAUAUUUGUUUUUGAAAAAAAAAAAAACAUUAAUUUUUUUUUUUUUAAUCAUUCAUAAUCUCAAUAGCCUGUCAGAUUCACAUAUUUAGUCGACUACAGAAUAUUAAUACUGAAUAUAUAUACUUUGUUUGGCAAAUUAAAAACAUAUUUUUUUCUGCAUCCAACUAAGUUUACAAUAUUGUUAAGAUGAAAAAAAAAAUGUUUGAAAGAGAUUUUUUUUUUAUAAAUAACUCGAAAACAUUUAUGUAUCCACAUUAAAUUAUCAUAAGUAUUAAUUUUUUUGUAACUUCUGCGUAGGCUAUUUUUAUAUAGUGUUGUAAAAGUUUUUUACAUUAAUGGUCUUAGUCUGGGUUAUAACCCAAACUUGAUGAGUUACCGACAAAAAAUUCCAAGAAUUUGUUAAAUGAUGUAGUGUUUUUUUUUUACAAUUUUUAUUUCAUGCUGUCCAUGUUUUAUAAAUAUAAGCAAUUAUACGUAUGUAACGUACAAAAAAAAAAUUAAGAUUUUUCCUUAAAUUUUCGAACAAUGAUAAUAUAUAUACAAUUUUAAUUUUUAGCCCGAGAUAAGUUAUUUAGUUUUAAAAAAAUAUAAUCUGCCUCAUUUAAUGUACUCAUAGUAUUUUUUAGUUCAAUAAAUACUUUUUGUAAUAUU
Molecule: messenger RNA, 2635 nt
Organism: Danaus plexippus (monarch butterfly)
Lineage: Eukaryota; Metazoa; Arthropoda; Insecta; Lepidoptera; Nymphalidae
Gene: shams
Product: glucoside xylosyltransferase 1
Exons: 6
Coding region: 146-1261 (371 amino acids)
Biological process (GO): protein O-linked glycosylation via N-acetylgalactosamine
Molecular function (GO): UDP-xylosyltransferase activity
Source: RefSeq, a predicted model, not a curated record